Drosophila innubila is the source of this 1157-nucleotide messenger RNA. It is a transcript of the gene Cpr30B, whose product is annotated as cuticle protein 7. The transcript has 2 exons. The coding region runs from base 445 to 897 and encodes 150 amino acids. Gene Ontology annotation, cellular component: extracellular matrix. Lineage: Eukaryota; Metazoa; Arthropoda; Insecta; Diptera; Drosophilidae. The record is from RefSeq and is a predicted model, not a curated record.
UACAGGUUAUACUUACUUGUAUAAACAUUGCGAUUAGCCAACUAGAUGGUCCUAUGUACUUGUAUUUUCUUUUACUCACUCCAAUCAAUACUUGUCAAAGCACACUAAAUGGUUAUAUUGGUUACUUUGGUUUUAGCCAGUCAGCACUUAGCAUAUUUCAUGUUUAAUUAUUUUUACUCACUUAAUGAGCGCGUUCCAAAUUUCUUGUUAGCGGUGCUAUUGGGAGGCAUUUGAAUGAGUUUAUCUUGUUGCCACAUGCAUUGAGACCACAUUCAGAUUGAGAUUGAGACAUUGGAGGCUGUCGUGGAGUCGCAACAGAGUAUAAAAACACCGAGGACUACACAGAUUAAUUACAACGAUCUCGAUCAGCGACGUGUGCGUACACAAUUCUCCAGCUCUCCAGCUCUUUAGUUCUUCAGUCUUGAGUUAAAAAUUCAGUUUGAAAUGUUCAAUUAUCUAUUCUGCAUUUGCCUGGCGUUGACCGGAGCCGUUUGGGCCGUUGAGUUGCACCCGGAGCCGGAUUACGGACCAGUUGCCUAUGAAUUCCACUGGGCAGUCAACGAUCCGCACACUGGCGACAUCAAGAGCCAGAAGGAGACACGCAAGGACGACAAGGUCGAGGGUCAAUACACUCUCAUCGAUGCUGAUGGUUAUCUCCGUACCGUAGACUACACAUCGGAUGCCCACAACGGCUUCAAUGCCGUUGUCCGACGUGAGCCGACUGACAUUAAGAUUCCUCAACCAGAGAUUGAGCACAAGAAACUGAUUGCCACCAAGAUUGUGACACCUGUGCUUCCUCUGGUUCACUAUGCCCCAAAGGCUAUUCUCAAGGCACACGAACCCUCUGAGGGUAAUUACGUAUCGGUAUCGGGACCCACAGCCCAAUACAAAUACUAGAGUGUUCUACAAAGCAUUCUCAACAACUGAUCAUACAUCGACUACAUCACAACAUCAUGAUUUGAGCAGCAAAAAGAAAAAUAUCUCCAAGGUGCCAACCAUUCGCAUUCGCAUACAUCACAAUUAAGUUAUAUACAUACAUUAAUUUACAUUAUUUUGUACAUCAAAGCUCUACACACAUUGUAAAGAUACAUACAUACUUACGUGCUUACAUCAUAUGCAUAUAAUUACAUUGAAUCUGUUCUGUAGAAGAACACAAA